AUGGGUAAGCUACGCGCGGGCAUGCACAAGAUCCUAUACGAGAACAACGUCGAGGCCGGCAUGGUCGAGAAGGAACAGAAGACGCUGGUCACAUACCUGGUGGAUGGUCUAGCACCGAACAGUUUCCGCCAAGCCGUCAAGACACAGCUGUCCCAGCCUCCCGAGAACGCUCCUCGAAGCCCUAGUCUGGGACGGAAGUGCAGCACAAGCAGCAAGACGGGCAACAACGGCAGCUACGCCCAGCCAGUAGCCCGCCAAGUAACAGUGGGGCGACAGGAAACUUACUCAGGACCGGCGGGUCAGAUCACGCCCGAUCCUCAACGCUGCUUCAUAUGCAACUCUGUCAACAACUUGGUGAAGAACUGGCCUGUCACCAAGGGAGAUACGAGUUUUCCUUCCUCGUGUGGCGGGAAGAACAAGGACACGAUCAUCGCGCUUAUCAACGACCAGCUUCCGAGCACAGGGCUGCUUUACUCUGGCGCAGAUGAUUCGGUCGUGGGACUGGGCCUGGCCCAGGCGCUGGCUGCGCGAGGAGCGCCCAUUGACAUCAUGACGGCUGACACCCCGACACUGUUUUGCCCUGCUGGGGGUAGUAUUGUACGGAUGACGCGCCAGGUAUCUCUCGAUAAGAUCAAGAUGGAGACAUCGACCGGAAUUUUGGUGCUGCGAAGGGUCAAGCGCUGA
This is a messenger RNA of Phytophthora sojae, 684 nucleotides long. RefSeq lists its product as hypothetical. The transcript is spliced from 3 exons. The record is from RefSeq and is a predicted model, not a curated record. NCBI's taxonomy places the organism in Eukaryota, Oomycota, Peronosporomycetes, Peronosporales, Peronosporaceae. The coding region runs from base 1 to 684 and encodes 227 amino acids.